Molecule: messenger RNA, 483 nt
Organism: Aspergillus neoniger CBS 115656
Lineage: Eukaryota; Fungi; Ascomycota; Eurotiomycetes; Eurotiales; Aspergillaceae
Exons: 2
Coding region: 1-483 (160 amino acids)
Source: RefSeq, a predicted model, not a curated record
AUGGAUUUCGCUGAUACUAUGCAUGGGUGCCAUGAGAAUUGGGCUCAGAAGCACUUUGAGAAGCAAUCUCACUCUGUGCGUUGUACGGUCUGCCAAAAGGCAUUCGGCAGCGGCAUGGCAGUCAUACAGCAUUAUCAAAAGCACGUCAAAGCUCGGGAAGCUCCAAUCAAUACGAAAAAGCCCAUUCAGGAGAGAAAGGCUUUUAACCAGCAUUCAGCAGGUCCGACAAUAACGUCGCCAGCACCCCUCGGAAAUGGCCAAAUGUACUUUCAAGAAACUCCACUGACAGCUGUCGGAAAUAUAAUGCAUUUCGGAGAGGAGCGUGAUCCGAUCAACUUGCCCUUUCAAUUGCCUUUGAUCGCAUCGGGUGUAACUGAUGCUAAUGGUAACAACCCUCUCAAUCUUUGCUCCCUUUUGCAGUCGCCCAUGCGACUAAGUGAUCUACAUAAAGACUUACUUGGUAUCCGGGAAACUCUUGGCUAG